AAUAUAACGUAAAAGAAGACACGUGCCACUGUAAACUUCCGGGUUUGCUCAUACUUUCUUUAGCUGUCAAACAAUGUAAAUUUUUUCCAAUUUAUUUACGCUUUAAGUUCACAACUUUACUAAAACGUUAAUCGGAAUGUAAACAAAACCCGUGAAGACUGAUUGCUGCUCGUUUAGGGGUAUAGUUAAUGUAUUUUUUACUGCAUUCUUAGUUUGAAUCUGGCUUUAACACUGGAUCUGGCUGGACUGGACUGACUGGAGAGGAGAUGGAGAGACUGAUCGCAAAACUGAACGAGAAACGUGUUCUUUUCCCGGUGUCCUUCGUUGUGAGGCUGGUCCUGGUGCUUUAUGGAGACUACCAGGACAAAACAAUGGUGGUCAAAUACACUGACAUAGACUACCAUGUGUUUACAGAUGCUGCUAGGUUUAUUACUCAGGGCCAGUCUCCCUACAACAGAUCCACGUACCGUUACACUCCUGUCCUCGCCUGGAUGCUCACUCCGAACAUUUACCUUUUCAUGGCUUUUGGUAAAAUCCUCUUCAUUUUGUGUGACGUGGUAUCAGGACUUCUCAUUUACAAAAUACUCCGACUGAGGGGCGGGAGCUCUGAGACUUCUCUUGCUGUUAGUUCCCUGUGGCUGUUGAACCCUUUGCCGAUGGGAGUGUCCAGCCGGGGGAAUGCAGAGUCGAUACUGGCAGCUCUUGUCUUGGGAACAUUACUCUGCAUGGAAGCUCGACAUCUGACGUGUGCUGCCCUUCUCUUUGGCCUGUCUGUUCAUAUGAAGAUCUAUCCAGUGACAUACGCCCUGCCCAUCGUUUUAACUCUACGAACGAGGGAGACGACAGCAAAAAAGCACAAAACUACAUCAAAAUGGAGGAGUUUAACAGGAUUCAUCACCUCGUUCGUCAAUAAGCAACUGUUCUUGUUUGCCAUUGUUUCAGGAGGAGUUUUCUGCAUUCUCACUGCACUCUUCUAUCACAUGUAUGGUUGGGAGUUUCUCCAUGAGACUUACCUUUAUCAUUUAACGAGACGUGACAUCAGACACAACUUCUCCCCAUACUUCUACAUGAUUUAUCUCACUGCAGACACUAGGUGGAGCCAGUGGCUUGGUCUGGCAGCGUUCCUCCCUCAGCUCCUGCUCCUGUUGAUCAUGUCCUGGGUGUUUCAUUCAGAUUUGGCAUUCUGCUGUUUCCUGAACACUGCUGUUUUUGUGUCAUUCAACAAAGUCUGCACCUCUCAGUACUUCCUGUGGUACUUGUGUUUACUUCCUCUGGUCAUUCCUCGUCUCAGCCUCUCAGUGAAACAAGGCUUAGGGCUGCUGCUGCUCUGGUUUACAGGACAGGGCGUUUGGUUGGCCCCGGCCUACUUCCUGGAGUUCAAAGGUCACAACACAUUUCUGUGGAUCUGGCUGGCUGGGCUGCUCUUCUUAGUCAUCAACUGCCUCAUUCUCGUACAGAUCAUUUCCCAUUACAAACCACAGCCUCCACGGACCCUGAAAACAGACUGACCCUCUCACGCCAUUUCACCACGCCUGACCAAAACUCUGAGCAUGUUUCUUAUCUUACACUGGACUUUUGUAAUUAUCUUUUCAAAUAAAUGUCUUUUUAAGAGUCUGAAAUAUAUUUGUGAAUGCCAGCGUUCCCCAGACACUGCACUGUGGCUGCCUUAAUGUUCCUAUAUCAUGCAAAUUUGUGAUGUUUAAACCAUGUUAUAAUGUUGUUACUGCAACAUAAACAUACCUUUGUGUUUUGUUUCAUUCA
Messenger RNA from Boleophthalmus pectinirostris (great blue-spotted mudskipper), 1761 nucleotides. RefSeq names its product GPI mannosyltransferase 1-like. The record is from RefSeq and is a predicted model, not a curated record. Lineage: Eukaryota; Metazoa; Chordata; Actinopteri; Gobiiformes; Gobiidae. Gene Ontology annotation, biological process: GPI anchor biosynthetic process. The coding region runs from base 267 to 1508 and encodes 413 amino acids. Gene Ontology annotation, molecular function: GPI mannosyltransferase activity; alpha-1,4-mannosyltransferase activity. Gene Ontology annotation, cellular component: membrane; glycosylphosphatidylinositol-mannosyltransferase I complex. The transcript has 8 exons.